AUGCAACCAUUCAGGGUUUUUGCUCGAUGGAGAAGUCUGAGCGCGGAUGAGUCCGGCCAUGAAGAGAUUCAGCGAGAAAUCACGCAAAACAAUUCGACACUUUCAUCCAUAUCCAUCGCCGCGCCAUUCCAGUCCAACUCCCUUUCAAAUCGGGAUCAAUCAUGGUCGAGUCAGCCGUCCAUGACUGGAAUAUUUGAAAUCAACGAUAACAACGAGACCGUCUUCAAUGCGGUAGUGGCCUCCGUUCUCCCACGAGUCUUACAGGGCAAAUCAAGCAAUUUCUUCGCAUACGGCCAUUCAGGAAGCGGCAAAACUCACACCAUCAUCGGAUAUGACUAUGAGAAUACCGAAAAUCUCGGCCUCUGUCUAGCUUCUGCCCGUCACUUAAUGCAAGAACUUGCUCGCGUAAAUGCAGAGAACACCGGCGACCAAUUAGGUAUCGGGAUUCGCCUGUACGAGCUCAGAAAGAACAGCGCCUUUGAUCUCCUGAAUGAUCACUGCGAAUGCUUUGUCCGCGAGGGCCCGGACGGGCAGGUCUACAUCCGAGGGAAGACGGAGAUGCUCAAGGAUGGUAAAGUCAGAGUGCGACCAAUCGUGACCAAGGCAUGCUGGAACUUUGAGGAUCUCUCUCGUGAACUGCAGAGGGGACUCAAGCUGCGCGCGACGGGGACAUCGACAGUCCAUGACCAGAGUUCACGGACUCAUGCGGUUAUUGAGCUGGAGAUUAUGACCAAGGAGCUACUUGAGGCGCGGGAUGCGAUUGUUGAACGACAGUCUGAGCUUGUGCCGGUGGGUAAAUAUGCAACGGAUGUCUAUCUGGAAGAGCAGAUCCGGGCUGUCGUACUGGAUGAGAAAGGGAAAUAUGUCCCGAAUCCGGAUUAUCGAGUCGAUCAAGGGCGGAUCGAUGCUGCAGAGGCUAGAAAAGCUGACUUUGAAGCAAGAGUGAGAUCCGCUGAAGAGCAUGAGUCGAGUUUGUUCCAGAGUAUAUCGCGUCGCCAUGCUUGUUUGGGGGGAAAGCUUGUCUUUGUGGAUCUAGCUGGUUCUGAGUACUAUGAUGCAAAGAACGGAUCGAGGCCAAACCAGACAGCUCAGGAAAAGCAAGAGGGGAGGCAGAUCAAUACUGAUCUCCUUGCUCUGAAAGAAGUUAUUCGUGCUCGGGCACAGAAACUAGCUCGAGUCCCCUUUCGAUCAUCGCCGCUCACGAUGGUUUUACGUCAGCAUUUCCAGGCAUCGUCCGAUACAGACUCGGCAAUGAUUUUGACAAUCUCGCCUUCGGCUAGGGACUCUGCUGCUACGAUGAACACAUUGAAGUAUGGAAGUCUGGUAGGGGUUGCGGGGGAUAAGAAAUAG
Messenger RNA from Penicillium brasilianum, 1350 nucleotides. NCBI's taxonomy places the organism in Eukaryota, Fungi, Ascomycota, Eurotiomycetes, Eurotiales, Aspergillaceae. The record is from the annotation of a GenBank genome assembly.